This is a messenger RNA of Peniophora sp. CBMAI 1063, 1041 nucleotides long. The record is from the annotation of a GenBank genome assembly. NCBI's taxonomy places the organism in Eukaryota, Fungi, Basidiomycota, Agaricomycetes, Russulales, Peniophoraceae.
AUGGUCACACAAGCACAGAUGAAAGCCGUUUACUACCACAGUCCACGGAACUUCGAAGUUACCAACGUACCCGUUCCUCAAGUCGGAGAUGAUGAGGUCCUGAUCAAGGUGUCCAGCUGCGGCAUAUGCGGUACCGACGCCCAUAUACAUCACGGGGACUUCAUCGCUGCGUUUCCUCUCAUUCCGGGCCAUGAAGUAUGCGGAACUGUGGAAGCAGUGGGCAAAGAUGUCACCGGAUUCGAACAUGGUGAGCGCGUCGUAGCAGACCCAAGUCUGGUCUGCGACAAUUGCUUCUAUUGCCGCAGAGGGCAACCUCUCCUGUGCGAGAACUAUCUCGGACGCGGGUGCAACUUACCAGGCGGUUUCGCCGAAUACGUGAUCUUUCAAGCGAAGAAGGUUUAUCCGAUCCAUAAUCUUUCAGACGAGGAAGCAACUUUGGUCGAGCCCACGGCGUGCGCUAUACAUGGCAUGGACAAGCUCCAAACGACCGUCGGAGUGGAGGUGCUCAUCAUCGGUGCCGGUCCGACCGGCUUAGUACUUGCCCAGCUACUCAAACUGAACGGCGCUUCGCGGGUCGUUAUCGCGGCUAACAAGGGUACCAAGACUGAGCUAGCGCGGAAACUAGGAGCAGGGGACGAACUUAUGGAGUUGGAUAGAGAGAACCCCGACUCUCAAUGGGCUAAGAUCAAGGAAGCGAACCCAUAUGGCUUUGAUAUUGUUGUCGAAGCUACCGGCGUUGAGGGGGUGGCUCAGCAUGCGCUCGACUACGUUCGCCGUGGUGGCAAGCUGCUCGUCUACGGGGUCUACGACAGCUCCGCACUGGUACACUGGUCGCCCUCGAAGAUCUUCGGAGAUGAAAUCAGGAUCAUUGGCUCGUUCGCACAGAUGCACUGCUUCCCACGGGCCAUAGCAUACCUUGAAAGUGGCAAAAUCGACGUGAAAGGCAUGGUCACGGAUGUUUUCAAUUUGGACCAGUAUCAGGAUGCGCUUGACAAGAUGAGCAGCCGAGGCGCGGUGAAGAUCGCGGUGAAACCGUUUUGA